Messenger RNA from Ctenocephalides felis (cat flea), 1188 nucleotides. RefSeq lists its product as uncharacterized. The record is from RefSeq and is a predicted model, not a curated record. NCBI's taxonomy places the organism in Eukaryota, Metazoa, Arthropoda, Insecta, Siphonaptera, Pulicidae. Bases 259 to 1188 code for a protein of 309 amino acids. The transcript has 7 exons.
AUUCACCUGUCCCGUGUAGCAAAAGUGGCCCAAGUGAUUUGUGUAUCGAGUGAAAGUGUAAUUGUGUGUCAAGUGCACGUGUUUGUUUUGUAUGUUAUCAGAAUUAGUGCAUUAUUAGUGUUUUGUGUACAAUUGGAUUUAUGAAAUUUGAGACAAGCCGCCGAGAAUUUUGUGGCGCAAACAGUUUAGCUGCCAGCUGAAGAUCACUGAAUCUUUGUUCACCGCCGACAUGGCUUGUAUUCAGCUGUCCGUGGUGUCAUGGCCUCGAGACGGUCAUCCGACAAAGGUCGACAGCGACACAGCGAGCACCUCAACCAUCGUCCGCAGCACCUCCUUCAGCCGGAAGAACCGGAAGAGCAACGUCCUCAUAGCGCGCAACCAGUUUCUUAUCAGCACGACCUUGUCGAAGAAGAGUCGCAGUUCUGGCACGCAGCCGACGAGCACCUGGACCGACGUCACCUGUUGCACCGUUCCCCGUCGGAUCCCAUCGAACGCGAUCGCGUCAGGGAGACGCCGAUGAGCCGACGCCUUUCGACGCACCAUCAACAUCAACAGCACCAUCAACAUCAGCAGCCACAUCAUCAUCGCACGACGAGUACGCAACACGAUCACCACAUCGCCACGUCAUCGCAAACGGCCUCUAAUCAUUUCCAUUCAGGCAAUCAUCGAUCUCACAGGCACGAGUCGUCCGAAUCUCAGCCUGAAUCACCGCUGGAUCAUCGCACCGUACUGAGUAGACAAACGCAGCAGACGGCGCACCAGCCUCCGCCUCAUUCUCAGCCUUCUGCUCACCAUUCUACUCAUUCGAUCAGCCACGGCACUCAGACUCGACCUGCUUCACCAGUGCCUCUGCACUUCAGCGAUUUGGGACUUUGCUUGUCCGCUGCUCAGAUCUAUCCGCUCAUAGUAUCAGAUUUACAAGAUGGCAGACGCGCAUCGGCCUUGGCCCUAGGCGUAUCUAGCCUGUCUGUGGGAUCGGACUAUGGUGGUUUUGGCACCGGCAGCGGUAGCGGCGGUCUGUUGUUGCAGCACUCUUCGAGCGGCUACGUUGCGGGCGGCAGCGGCGGUUCCACGCUCAAGCUGACCGGCAGGCCCAGAUCGGUGCGAUCCGUGAGGUCGACGCACAGCGACCAGCAGACACAAACCAACGGCAGGCAACGGUCUACGCCACGGUCCAGUUGUAGUUGA